AGCAGGCUGUGCUCGCUUUCCUCCUCGUCUGCCUCUUCCAUUGCUAUGCCACUUUCUCCUCUGGUGCCUUUCCCUCGUCCCUCUUUGCUGCUCACCCUUUGAACCCUAUAUACUUUUUACUUAUUUUUCUGCAGUUUUUUUUCAUUGUCCAAAGAUGGCUGAAGCCCAUGACUUAUCCACCGUCCCAACUGACGUCCUCCUCUGUGACACCUUCUCCCAGGUGCCCGAAGAUGGCAAUGCCCUGUCCUUGCUCCUGACCAGGACACAGCUGUUCAUCCAGAGCCUCUCCGCCACCUCCUCUGGGUCCUCACGCGCCUCCUUCCAUCUUUCCGACUGCAUUAGUUGUCGCGCCUUCAGGGGUAAAGACUCCAGAGACAUAGGCGGCUACUUCACAGCCGUAUUUUUUCCUCUUCGAGGGAUGCUGGGGACCGCCACUUACCGACAGCGAAUUUCCAGGACAUUCCGGACGGAGGCGUCGAGGGCCAGAGAGCAGAACAUGAGACUGGCGAAGACCUGGGCACAGAAGAUAUGCCAGCUGUCUGAUGAGCAAGGUCACCCGCUCCUUCUGCCCUCCCCAGCACGUUUUCUGGUGCUGCUGAAUCCCCAGGGAGGAACUGGAAAAGCGUUGAGUCUCUUUGAGACCCAUGUGAUGCCCAUGUUAACAGAGACCAAUGCCCACUUCACUCUGCUGGUCACAGAGAGACCCAAUCAAGCACGUGAACUGGUGCGGGAGCGGGACUUGUCGGCCUGGGAUGCCAUAGUCGUGAUGUCAGGCGAUGGACUCAUGUUUGAGGUUAUUAAUGGGUUAAUGGAGCGACCAGAUUGGGCGAAGACCAUUAAGAAACCACUCUCUAUUCUGCCAGGCGGUUCGGGGAAUGCGCUGGCGGCAUCUAUCAAUCAUUAUUCUGGACACCAGCAAGUGACGGGAACCAAACUCCUGACCAAUUGUGCUUUCAUAUUGUGUAAGGGUCACCCUGUGCCUCUGGACAUUGUCUCUCUAACCACCUCCUCCCAGCAGAGGAUCUUCUCCUUCCUUAGCUUGGCAUGGGGCUUUAUUUCAGAUGUUGACAUAGAAAGUGAGAAGUAUAGGUUUAUGGGUUAUGCACGUUUCUCAGUUGGCACUUUUGUUCGCCUGACUGCGCUGCGAACCUACAGAGGACGACUUUCAUACCUCCCAGCCAUCUCCUCGUGUGAGACGAGAGACACUACCUCCGACAUGAAGUGUUCCUCAGCAGACAGUACAGAGCCACAAGUAUUGGAAGACUCGUUGGUGGUACCAUUGGACCAACCUGUUCCAAGUCAUUGGCACACAGUGGAAGACCAGUUUGUUCUUGUCCUUGCUCUCUAUCAGUCUCAUCUAGGGGCUGAACACUUUACAGCUCCAAUGGUGAAGGGUUCUGGAGAAGGUAAUAUUCACUUGUUCUAUGCCACCUCCAGAAUCUCACGGACAUCUCUUAUUAAAUUAUUUAUAGCAAUGGAGAAAGGAACUCAUCUCGACCAAGAGAUACCUCACCUGAUCCAUGUGCCCGUGGUGGCAUUUAGGAUAGAGCCAUCUGAAAGCACUGGUAUUAUGACAGUGGAUGGGGAGGUCAUUAAAUGCAGUUCAAUCCAAGGGCAAAUUCACAGAGGUUUGGGACAUGUAUUAUCGUUGGGACCCCAGCUAUAACACACACCUUCUUUACCAAUAACAUCAGGAAUGUGCAACCAUAAAGUUGGCCAUACCCAUGAGACAGCUGUCGACCAAACCCUCUUUCAGCUGAUUGCUACCUCAACCAGCACAUACAUGCUUGCAGGGAGAGAGCUUCUGUCAGACUCCACUGGUGGCAGCUUAUCUACUGAGAACAAAAGGAUGGAGCAUGUUGAAACCCAACAGCCUGAUCUUCAUCUGAGUUGGGAGGCUCCUUUACAUAAUAAGGUUGUGUUAUGGUUUGGCCUAAAUACUAAUAUGUAGGGCCAGCUUACAGGGGUUGGUGGAAUAAAAGAUAAAAAAAAAAAAGAAGCAUUGCUACCCCUUAUUCCUCCAGUCUCCUCUGCUCUCUAGUUCCUGUUCCAUGCUUGACACACAAUCAGUAUCUGGAAAUGUCCACCCAGCCAAUCAUUGACAUCUUUGGUGACCCACCUCAGGAUGUGAUUGGCUGAGUGGGCAGGUUCCAGCCCCUUCCUGUUUGUGGAGCUGUGACCAGGAAGUGGAGAGCAGCAGAGAGACAGACAUCCUGGGAACAGCUGCAACGGGUGAUCGGUGGAGGCGAGUAAAACAUUUUUAACCCAUUCUGGUCCUUUAGAAAGAAAACUCUCCCUCCCUAAAAACCCUUUUAGGACAGAAGCUUCUAUAAAAAGAAUGCAGUAACGAAUAGGACAGAGUUUUCUACAUUAUAAGGUCAUUGCCACCCACAGACCCAAGUAAUUAUAGUGAGAAUGAGGGGAAAAUAGCUGUGAGUAGGUGAUAAUUUGUACUAUGAGAAGACAGCGCAUGGCUGCUUGCACUUGCUGACUUUUAAAGGGGAACUUUAGCACAUCUGUAAUAACACAGCAAUGUAAAAACACAAUGACGGAGAUUGUGGAGAAGCUGCCCCACGAGACCAGAGCGGUGAUGUGCAUGCACGACCACCACUGCAUACACUUCUAUGGGACUGCUGCAAUCUGCAACAUGUCAACUGUUUCUGAAGAUUGCAUUGCAAAGGGCGAGAUCAGGGGAAAUCCACACGUAACAUACAGUAGGCAGAUUUUGUUUAGAUUGUUGCUGCUGAAUGAAACUUGAGGCUGAGAGUAUUUUUUAUAGCAUUAGAACUUAAAUUACAAUUUAUAUGAAAAAAAUAAAAUGACAUUAUUUAAAA
Messenger RNA from Bufo gargarizans (Asiatic toad), 2834 nucleotides. RefSeq names its product sphingosine kinase 1 (gene SPHK1). Gene Ontology annotation, cellular component: intracellular membrane-bounded organelle; cytoplasm; membrane. The coding region runs from base 155 to 1666 and encodes 503 amino acids. Lineage: Eukaryota; Metazoa; Chordata; Amphibia; Anura; Bufonidae. Gene Ontology annotation, biological process: sphingosine biosynthetic process; cellular response to growth factor stimulus; negative regulation of apoptotic process. The transcript has 5 exons. The record is from RefSeq and is a predicted model, not a curated record.